Molecule: messenger RNA, 285 nt
Organism: Sphaeroforma arctica JP610
Lineage: Eukaryota; Ichthyosporea; Ichthyophonida
Exons: 2
Biological process (GO): transmembrane transport
Cellular component (GO): membrane
Molecular function (GO): transmembrane transporter activity
Source: RefSeq, a predicted model, not a curated record
GCGGCAGUGUAUACGGUUUUGCAAUACCACGUGGGUUCGAUAGUGCUGGGAUCGUUCCUCAUUGCCACCGUCCAGUGGAUCCGCUGGCUGUUGCGGUCCAUCCGCCACCAGGCCAAAGACGCCAAAUCCACGGCCGCUGAAUGGGCCUAUCGGACGGUGUCGUGUCUGAUGGAUGUGCUCAGUGCGGUGGUGAAUCUGCUGUCGCUCAAUGCCUUCAUUCAGAUUGCCAUGACAGGCGAUGAUUUCAUGACCUCCGCGCGCAGGGGCAGUGAACAGCUGCAACGG